AUGGAGUAAUUUUAGGAUUCCAAGGUUUACUUACUCAGGGAAGAUUCACUUAUCAAAAGAAAGUAAAUUGAUGAGAAUGAUUUACACAUUAGUGGGGGUAAAUACAAAGGAGGCGAUCAUGAGGUUAUCAGAAAACUGAGACUUCCUUAAGUUAAUGCAGCAAUAUCUAAGUUAAGUGAAACAGUUAAUAGAUAGAAACAUUAAAGUGUUUUACGAGAGAGACCAAACUAACUUGAAGUCAUCUAGACACAAUAAUUAAAAAAGCUAAGUUCGCAAAUAAAAUUCGAUAAAAAUUCAGAUAGCGUAUUAUCACCUGAAAGAUAAAAACUAAGUCCUUAUCCAAUUAACAGAAGGAAAAGUAGCUUGAUCAUAAGUAAACUAAAAUCCAUUCAUAAGAAACUUAUUCGAGAAAGUAAAAUCAGUGUGAAUAACUCAAUUUUAAAUGAUGUACUGCCUGCGCUAGAAAAUAAAAAGGAUUUCAAUAAGUUACAUAUAGAUAUUGUCUAAAAAGUAAUAAAUCCAGGUUAUAAUUACAAUCAAACAUAGAACUAGACUAGAUUUUCAAAAGAAUUUUAAAAACCUUAAUUAAACAAUUAAAAAUCUUAAUCUCAAAGUGACAUAAAUUAGAUAUUUAAUACAAGACAGUAAACAAGUAAAAACUCAAAGUAAAAUAGAAAAGUUAGCAAAAAAGACAUAGAAAUUUCAGCAAAUGGUCUGAAUAUAGAUUAAAUGCUAGAAAAGUAAUUGUUUGACAAUGAAUCACAGCAAUUAAUUAAAAGUGAUCUUAGUUAAAUGCCUUAAUCUUUACUCAAAACUUAAAAUAAGCAAAAACAGCAAAGAAAGUUACAAUACAUCAGUAAAGAUUAGAAUUCUCUCCUUUUAAGUUAGCUUGGAAGAUCUGAUCUGACUACAUUUUGUGAGGGUUUUGAGACAUCUAAGCCAAUAACACUUGAAAGGGAAGGCAGCAUAAUUGAGACAGAUCAUAAUAUGAACUUAUUCUAGUCACCAUAAACAUUUGAUGAGUUCCUAACAGAGUCAAAUAAAAAAUCUGCUCGAAUUAAUGGAUAAACAAGGAACCUAGAAUCUCAAAUAAAGUUCCUCUCAAGUCCUAAUGAAGAUUAAGAAAACUAAUUCUUUUCAUUUAACAAGAAGAACCAAAAUAUGUAGAUUUAAGAUAUUAAUAUUGCCUAAAAUUAGACAAAAAGAUACUAAAACUAUAAUGAUCAUUAGAUAGCAAGUUAAGCUCUCGAUAAUUUUGAAAUUCUCAGGAAUGGGUUCGGAAAUUCAACAUAAACAUUGCAUAACAACCAGAAACUUAGAAAGUUUUUAAAUAAACUGAGCCAGCUUGAAAAUAAAUCUCUCAAUUGUAGCAAAACUAAGCUUGAUAAAGGUGGCUAUCAUAGAAGACUAGCUUCAGAUUAGAGUACAAAGUAUUAAAACGCUAUCAAUAGUUAUGAGCUGCUGCAAAAUCUCAUUCCAGAAAAGCCUCAUGAUUAUGAAGUUAUCCUGGAUGAAUUCAGAUUGAAACAAGAAAAAAUUAGAAAAAUUAUCGAUCAUUAGAUUAACAAAGAAAAGGAUUUAUUGCAAUUUAAGUAUGAUAUUUCAAAUCCAGCCAAGCAAAUGCUGGAUUAAUCUCUAAUGAGGAAAGAUGUUUCAAUACUUUUGGUAAAUAUGGACAAGGUUAAGCUAUUUAGAAAUCUUGCAGUCAAUAAUGAAAAUGAAAACUUAAGUAUCAUUGACUAAAGUAUGAAAAUACAAUAGGAAUACAGAGCAAGCCAUGAUGAGAUGACUUUUAACAAUAUCAGUUAUGGGAAUAAUUUACAGAGAUCUCGAAUUUCAUCUUAUCAUAGCAAUUAAAUAGAUCACUAGAAAGAACUUAAUCAGAGCUAAAUUCUAUAUAAUAUCAAUCGAAAGCGACAAAAUAGAAGGAGGCAUUUUUCUGUAAAUUAGCAUAAUAUGCUGCUUCAACCACUUCACUCUUAACAGCUAAAUGAGCUCCUUAUCAAACAGUAAUAAAUAGCUUGA
This is a messenger RNA of Stylonychia lemnae, 2025 nucleotides long. The record is from the annotation of a GenBank genome assembly. NCBI's taxonomy places the organism in Eukaryota, Ciliophora, Spirotrichea, Sporadotrichida, Oxytrichidae.